Molecule: messenger RNA, 1443 nt
Organism: Pyrus x bretschneideri (Chinese white pear)
Lineage: Eukaryota; Viridiplantae; Streptophyta; Magnoliopsida; Rosales; Rosaceae
Exons: 4
Coding region: 246-734 (162 amino acids)
Source: RefSeq, a predicted model, not a curated record
GUGGGACUCCAAGUCCCACGUGAGAUGCACAGUUCCAAAACCCAAUCAGAAAUCUUCCCUGCUCCGGUAUUCAUUCCUCCAAACAGGGAUGUCGAUAUACUCGAGCUUCCCGUCGAUUUCGCAAUGUUUUCUUCUUCUUCGUUUUUUUUUUUUUUUUUCGUUUUGUUUUGUUUUGUUUUGUUUUGUUUUUUUUUUUUUUGUAGAAAUUCCUUUUAAGUUUAUUAGCUGUUGAAUUCCAAACGAAGAUGGGUAAGAUUGGUGGAGUUCAAACUCUUUUGAAUUGCCCCAAUUUAUUCUCUUUUGCUCCUAUAUUGCAGAGGUUUUUUCUUUUCUUCUAUGCAGGUCACGAGAGCCUUUGUUUUUUUUGCUGCCUUGUUCUUUUGCUCGUGUGCUUCCUUUGUGGAUCUAAAACUCAAAACGAAGAGGAGGGGAGAGAUCAAGCAGGCGUCACUAGCAACAGUAUCUCUUCGAUUUGGUUGUUGCUGUGUCCUUUAGCAUCGAGGUCGUUGAAAACAAGCGUUGAUUCAUGGCUCCAAAGCAUGGAUUACUUAGACUUGAUUGGAACUUCACGGGAUGGUCUAGGCCACCCCGAAGAAAUUCAAGGGAAUGACGGCAGUGGCGAAGAGUGGAACUCUUGUGUACUUUUGUUCUCUUCAGAUUUAGGCAGAAAGAAAACAUGUGGCUGCCUUUUUUUUGGACUGCUUUGUGUUGUUGUUGCAGGUAUGGAAGAGUAGUCGGGCUACCAUUUAAGAAACCCUUCUUGAACAGAAACCUUUUAUGGUGGCUUGUUGGCAAUUAUCUUGUAUAAACUGAAGAUUACAGGUUCCUAGGUAGUUGAUUAUGCCCCAUUUUUCAGUUUUGUCUGCAACACAACAUUAAACAAGAGAGAUAAAUAAAUUAACAGAACUUGUUUCAUACCUGGUGAUGAAUGUUCUUCUUUGGAUCUUGAUUCGAAAGCACGAAUGGUUGAACUCCUUGUUCACUUUUCCGGCAGCACUUCGUUGCUUUUGGUAUUUUCUCUCAAAGUUUCUCUAUUUUUCUGCAGAGUAUCCCCUCUCUUUCUGUUUUUUUUUUCUUCUCUUGCUGCAGCUGAUGCCUGUUUAUAGGCAUCCUAGGAAGGCUCUAGAGUUUGUUACGUGGGGGAAGAUGGAGGCCAUGACCUCUUGCCACUUUCUCUUAACCUCUCCCGCUAACUGUGCAGUUUUUCCACGCCUUGCAGAAAAAUAGGAGACCCUGUUGCAUGUUACUUCCCCCUUUUGUAGGAAGAAAUACAUAUUUUCUUUUCUUUUUCUUUUUAUUUUAUUUAUGGAUGUUGAUCUGUAUGUAAAGUCCAUCCUAAUUUUUUUGAGCUGAAUUAUAUCUUUUGUUUUGUCUUGGAGUUUGACCCAAUUUGUAUGGACUCUAUCUUUUCUUUAUAUGUUAUAUAUUUUUGUUGUUCAACAC